Chelonoidis abingdonii (Abingdon island giant tortoise) is the source of this 1926-nucleotide messenger RNA. RefSeq names its product inducible T cell costimulator ligand (gene ICOSLG). The record is from RefSeq and is a predicted model, not a curated record. Gene Ontology annotation, biological process: regulation of cytokine production; T cell receptor signaling pathway. Lineage: Eukaryota; Metazoa; Chordata; Testudines; Testudinidae. Gene Ontology annotation, cellular component: external side of plasma membrane. Gene Ontology annotation, molecular function: signaling receptor binding.
GAGAAGGGACCAGCCGCGGAAAUCCCCGCCUGCACGACGUAGGACAGGAGGGAGGAGCUAGCUCAGCCCGGGCACUGCCCCGCGGCUGUUUCACUGCUUCUGCUCCCGCCGCUCGCCGAGGGACAGAGCCUGCGCCUCCCGCCGAGUCCCCGAGGCUGCCCGAGCAGCGCCCCGCGCCGCGAUGGAGCCGAGAAGCUCUGGACUUUGGUUACUGUUUCUUUGUGCUCUGGGAUGCGUUACUACAGAGGAAGAUAAGAAAGUUAUCAGCACAAUAGGCAGCACUGCUGAACUGAGCUGCAUUUAUCCUCAAGAGAAAAAAUUCAUUUUAAAUAAGCUACGGGUCUUUUGGCAAAUAGCAGAUGGUUCAAAACCAUGUUCAGUGGUACACACCUUUAAUUCUGGUCAUGAGAACCAAAGCGAGCAGUGUGCAGACUUCAGAAACAGGACUCGAUUAUUUCAGGAUAAGCUUGAAAAUGGCAUUUUUUCUCUGCUGCUGCUAAACGUCAGCCUGAGAGAUGAACACACGUACCGGUGCAUAGUACAGAAGAAGGACGUAGUUUUUAGGGUUAUUCACAAUGCAGAUGUGACCCUCAAGGUAGCAGCCAAUAACAGCCUGCCAGUACUAAGUGAACCUACAGGAAACCGCCCAAAUAUUGGAGAAAAAGUGACAUUAAGUUGCAACUAUAGCCAAGGAUACCCACAGCCAAACAUUUACUGGAUAAAUAGAACAGACAACAGCUCCCUCCAUCCAUCAUCAUUAAAGAUCAUCCAAGACAAUGAUGGUACAUACAGUGUUUUCAGCACACUGAAGAUUGAACCAAAUUCUGAUAUAAAAGUAGGAUGCAUCAUAGAAAAUGAACUACUAAAGCAAAAUGUAACUGUCCUCUUCUCGAAAGACGUCACAAACCCUAACCCAACCAGCAGCGAUCAUUUAUAUCUAAAUGAACCAGGAGCUCAGGCUGGAAGUGUCCUUGCCAUUGCCAUUGUGUUAGCUGGUCUAGCUGUUUUAACCUGCUGGCUGUGGAAAAGGAAAUCCCCUCACCGGAAAUCAUAUGCAGAUGUUCAACAAAAUGAAGAUGGAGCACAGCACAAUACACACAUUUAAAUGGGAAAUUCUCAGAAUUUGGGCAUCUGGUGAUAUACCAAGAGAAUGCUGAAGCUAUGGAUGCUAUGUUGAAGCCAAGGACGGCAGCAUUAUCUGCAACAUGAAUGACAUAGUGUUUCCAGAGCAUGGGCCACAACAAAUGGCAAAAACCUUCUCUGACAGAGGAGAGAGCAAAAUCCACCUGCUUUGGUCUGCCACUUCUAAUCAGCCCUUGUGCUGGUUUCAAAACACCUGUAUGAGUGAGUGAAAGGUACAGUUGUACCCGGAUGCUGAAGCAUUGCUUCAGGAAUGAAAGACUGCCAACUGUUUUAUCAAUCUAAGAAGUCCCUGCUAGGAGAUAAGCAACUGUGUUUCAGCAGUGCUGACAAUUUCUCUCUGCCUUUGAGACUUUUCAUAACGAUUACUGAACAUGAAAAAUGGCAGCUAGGCAAGUGAAAACUGCAGGACUCCAUAGAGCAAACUUUGUUGCCUGUUUUACUACUUCUCUUUCCUCCAUGGAUCUUUUUACUGUUUCUGGGCAGCCUCAAUGGCAACACAAAAAUAUCCUGAAGCUUCCGACUUAGACAUGCAGAGGUACCGGUGCCUAUGCCUGUAGCUGAACAAAACUUUUGAGUAUGAACAUUAGGAAGCCUUCUUUUAUUUCAGUUUAAGUGUGCAUUCUACAUUUUACAGAGUACUCGAUCAAAAAGGGACUGUCCAUCAGUUGACAGAGCACAGAAAUUACCAGGAUUCCUAGGAAGUGCAUAGCACUACCUUAGCACUGUCUGUGCUGAAUUCAGAUCAGCAGUUGCCUGUGUGCAUAUACUUUAGAGACUGGACAA